Histoplasma capsulatum G186AR is the source of this 1506-nucleotide messenger RNA. RefSeq names its product monocarboxylate permease-like protein. Gene Ontology annotation, molecular function: transmembrane transporter activity. Gene Ontology annotation, cellular component: fungal-type vacuole membrane. The record is from RefSeq and is a predicted model, not a curated record. The transcript has 4 exons. Bases 1 to 1506 code for a protein of 501 amino acids. Gene Ontology annotation, biological process: transmembrane transport. Lineage: Eukaryota; Fungi; Ascomycota; Eurotiomycetes; Onygenales; Ajellomycetaceae.
AUGUCGUCCACCGACGAGAAGAAUGACGUCGAGAAUCGACAAGCAGAUAGUCGUGUCGGGAGCGAAAAAACCAAGAUAGAUGGGGAACAAAAGCCAUACGGACGUUCUUCAUCAUCGAAAUCCAGCCUGACUGAAGUCCUGGGCUCGCCACCUCCAGAACGAAGAUUGAGCAAAGGAUCCGAUAAUCUCGGCCACGAUGCUUUGGAUUCCUUAACAACACAGCACCCCGCGAACGAGGACCCAGAAAAACAAGAGGCAGAGGCUCGCCCUCCCGUAAACCCCAUGAUGGACCCAAGCUCGUUUCCUGACGGCGGAAUUGAGGCAUGGACGGUGGUUUUCGGGGGGUUCUGUGCUUUGUUUGUGAGCUUCGGAUGGAUCACUUGCAUCGGCGUGUUCCAGGAUCACUACCAGAAUAACCAGCUGAAGGCCUAUUCACCUAGCACUAUCGCCUGGAUUCCGUCCCUUGAGACAUGCAUGAUGUUUUUGGUUGCGCCCUUUUGCGGCAAAAUAUUCGACAACUACGGGCCUCGAUAUUUGCUCAUAGGUGGAUCAUUUUUCCAUGUGUUUGGUCUGAUGAUGGCAUCUAUAUCAACCGAAUACUAUCAAAUCCUCCUGGCCCAGGGCAUUUGCAGUGCACUUGGCGCUGGAUCGCUUUUCUAUCCUUGUGUCAAUAGCAUCACAACUUGGUUUUUCAAGAGACGGGCAUUGGCGUUUGGAAUUGCUGCCAGUGGCUCAAGCAUCGGUGGAGUGAUAUAUCCUAUCAUGGUGGCGAAGCUAGUUCCGCAGGUGGGAUUUGGCUGGACUAUGAGGAUUUGCGCCUUUCUCAUCCUGGGCUUAUGCAUCAUUGUAAAUCUGACGGUAAAGUCGAGGAUACCACCUCAGCCAAAGCCGUUCAAAUUCAAGGACUUCAUGACCCCCUUCACAGAGCUGCCAUUCCUCUUGACCACGUCAGGCGCAUGGCUAUCCUUCUUCGGGCUCUUCUUACCGUUCACAUUUAUCGUCUCGACUGCUCGAUACUAUGGGAUGUCGCCACGUCUAGCAGGUUAUCUUGUUUCAAUCAUGAACGGAGCCAGCACGGUCGGACGUAUCCUGCCGGGCCAUGCCGCCGACGUCUUCGGCCGUUUCAAUGUCAUGGUAAUAACCAGUGUACUGAACGUCAUUAUGGUCCUGGCUCUCUGGCUGCCCGCCCGGGGCAACAUCCCCAUUCUCCUGUUUUCCGCUUUUUUCGGCUUUACCUCCGGCGCCUUUGUUUCCCUUAACCCAGCCUUGGUAGCGCAAAUCUCCGACGUGCGCCAGAUCGGUAUACGCACAGGUGUGAUGUUUGCUGUCUCAUCCUUAGCCAGCCUUACGGGAAACCCUAUCGGCGGUGCCCUUGUGGGGAACAUUGAACAACCGACGUUCUGGCGGAUGCAGUUGUUCUCGGGAAUUGUUAUGGCUGGAGGGGCUGUGUUUUAUGCUCUUGCUAGGUUGAGGUUGACUGGUUCGAAGUUAAAGACGAAGUUUUGA